GCAUGCGCACUUAUAAGGAAUCAGGCAUUAUAGACCGAGUACGUUACAAGACGUUUGUCAUUAGAUAUAUUUGUAUUAAAGAAGAAACAUGGUUGGAACUAAUACCGUCGUGUUUGUAUGCGCGCUGGCCGCUCUUCUAUGUGUGUCCAAUGUGGAUGCAGCCUUCAAGUGUUACGUAUGCAACAGUCUGACGAAUAGCGCCUGUUCGGACAAGUUCACUGGAAGUUCUUCUUUGGAAAGUACAGCCACGUGCCUGGGCUGCACCAAGUCAAAGGCAAGCGGACUUGUUAUAAGAACCUGUUCUGUGCUUGCUGGCAGCGGAUGCGUGACGUCGGGCGAUGAUGCAGUCUGUACCUGUGGCAGCGAGCUCUGCAACGGCUCCAACAACAUUGCUGUUUCCAUGGCAACGCUCCUAGGAGCCACACUCGUCGUCCUCUUUUCUAUUUAAUAAAUUUAAAAUGUCAUGGCUGUUCGAAAACAUACUUCAGCAUACAAUAAUCUUUCUUAAUACAUGCGACAACAUGUACCCUAGGUCGACCAUCAACAGAUAAGAUAAAAUUUAAUAUAAAUUUUAUAAAAUCAAAUUGAAUGUAGAUAUAUUUUAAAUGGCAUAAAGUUAUACAUGCCCGAUUGUUUAAUUUCAAUAAUAAAUGAUUUGGUGAUACAAUAGAAAAUGGUUCCCUAAAUCAGUGUUUGUACUGUCGUUUGCUUUUACAAUGUUCUUUUUCUCAAACGAAUUUAAAAUGUUAAUAAAAUAUGCGGCAUACAAUCACAAAAAUGGACUAACUGUCAGAAUCUUCUUUUCAUUAGUUUCUUUCUUUUGUGUGUGUAGUAAAACAUAAAAAGCAAACGUAGUAGUGUGCAUAUUUAUGGCAUAUACGAAAUCUAAAACCACAGACAUUUAAGCAAGUACAGUUUCCAGAUUGUUUAUAUUGUUACACUGAUUUACCUUAUAAAGCAUUCCUUUUUCAAGUAUCAGCACAUGACCACUUGCACUAAAAAUAUAUCCAUGGUGUUAAUGGUUUUCAUACAGUUUAUUAUGAUUUCGUGUCUUUUAUAACUGAUUUACUGUGUUGACAAAUGAAUCACUUUAAAAUGACAUUUUUUUACUAUCAAACGAAAUGGUUAGCUCCUUGUAAAAGGCAUGAUACAUAAGCCUUUACGUUAUUAAUGCUAUCAGAAGCAACAAGAAAAGUUAUUUAUUUUGUAUACACGAAUCACCUAUUAUAUGUACAAUUAUAUGUGUUCAUAUGGAAGCAAAUAAACAUCUUUUUUCUA
Messenger RNA from Dreissena polymorpha, 1278 nucleotides. RefSeq lists its product as uncharacterized. Bases 89 to 448 code for a protein of 119 amino acids. The transcript is spliced from 4 exons. NCBI's taxonomy places the organism in Eukaryota, Metazoa, Mollusca, Bivalvia, Myida, Dreissenidae. The record is from RefSeq and is a predicted model, not a curated record.